AUGGUAAAGAAGACACCGGCAUAUAAAAAUAGAUUGAAGGCACUGGAACUGGAGCGCAGUGGGGGGAAUACAAACAAGAAGAAGAGUCAGAAGAAUACGGACAAAAAAAUGGUGGAAGACCUCAGCAAUGAACUUGAGCUGCAGAUAACAGGAGCUGAAAAGCCCUCAUUUUGGAAACUACUUGGUGUCCAAUUUGUGCUUUUACCUUAUACAUUAGGAAAGAUGCUGUUGUGGACUGGUUGUUGGAUUUGGAGAUAUAAAGUGAAAAAGUGCUCAUAUUCUUCUGAAGAUGCUUCAUAUCUGACACGAAGGGCCCUUUGUAUUCCGGACGAUAGAUGGAGAAAUAUGGAUGAAGCAACAAAGGAAGAUCUGCUGCUAAGACGCUUGUGGGAGAAAUCAAAUUUUGAAAGGUAUGUAGCUGAGAUGCGAAAAGAAUCGAAGCGUAGAAGAUAG
Molecule: messenger RNA, 453 nt
Organism: Arachis ipaensis
Lineage: Eukaryota; Viridiplantae; Streptophyta; Magnoliopsida; Fabales; Fabaceae
Source: RefSeq, a predicted model, not a curated record